Cryptococcus wingfieldii CBS 7118 is the source of this 2295-nucleotide messenger RNA. RefSeq names its product DNA polymerase sigma subunit. Bases 1 to 2295 code for a protein of 764 amino acids. The transcript has 6 exons. Gene Ontology annotation, molecular function: mRNA binding; poly(A) RNA polymerase activity. Gene Ontology annotation, cellular component: TRAMP complex; nucleolus. Lineage: Eukaryota; Fungi; Basidiomycota; Tremellomycetes; Tremellales; Cryptococcaceae. The record is from RefSeq and is a predicted model, not a curated record. Gene Ontology annotation, biological process: RNA 3'-end processing.
AUGGCCACCAACGCCCUCAAGCCGGGGGAGCAGUACAUCUCCUUCAAACGCUCCCCCUCCCCCCUUCCCCCGCACGCCGAAAGCUCCAGCGCAGCCAAACGCAAGGCCUCAGACACCCCCAUCCCCGGCGAGAAGGCCAAAAAGAAGAAGGCCAAGAACAACAAGAGCAAGAGCAAGAAGGGACCCAAGCAAGCCGAACCGGAAAAGUCCAUGAAGGAUCAGAAAGAGCUUGCCAACAAGCAAAAGAAGAACAAGGAGGCGAAAGAGCGACACCAGGCUGCAGCGAAAGGCAAUGCCGGCAUUGGCAUUGAACGCGGGCCUCGGAAUAAGAAGGAGGAGCAGAAGGCCGCAGAGAGACAUGCGCCUUGGACAGAGCUGGUAGAUGUCGACAGAUGUCAGGAUCCUACCGACCUGUUGACCGAAGAGAUCAACGCCUUUUACAAAUACGUGUCGCCUACCAAAGAAGAGUUUGAAGUCCGACUGUUCAUCAUUGAGCUCAUCACUCGAGCGAUUGCAAGAUUAUGGCCAGAGGCUGAGGUCACUCCUUUUGGAUCAUGGCAGACACAGCUGUAUCUUCCUCAAGGCGAUAUCGAUCUAGUGGUCACACACAAAGAAAUGUCGGACGCCAACAAAGCUCGCUUACUGGCAGAACUAGGCAAAGCUAUGCGACAGACCGGCAUCACAGACACGGUGGCUAUCAUUGCCAAAGCCCGAGUACCCAUCAUCAAAUUUGUCACCCUUGACGGCAAAAUCAAUGUCGACAUCUCUCUGAAUCAGGCCAAUGGUGUCACUGCUGGUAAAAUUAUCAACCAGUAUCUUGACGCUUUACCUGGAUCUCGACAGCUGAUCCUGGUGGCAAAGUCGUUCUUGAGCCAAAGGUCGAUGAACGAGGUGUAUACUGGAGGUCUGGGGAGUUACUCUGUCAUCUGCUUGGUCAUCUCUUUCCUUCAGGUUCAUCCAAAGCUGCGGAGAGGCGAGCUGAACCCCGAACUCAACCUUGGAACCCUGCUCAUUGAAUUCUUCGAACUCUAUGGUCGUAACUUCAACUACAACGAUGUCGGCCUAUCAAUUCGUCGGGGAGGAUUCUACUUUUCAAAGUCGGACAGAGGAUGGAUGAGGAAUCAGAGUUUCCUGUUGAGUAUUGAGGAUCCCCAGGACAAAGACAAUGAUAUCUCUGGAGGAUCAUUCGGUAUCCGCCAAGUACGAAACACCCUUGCAGGAGCAUACGAGCUACUUUGCAUGAGACUGUUCCAGCGGGCCGAGGAUAUGGCUCAAGUGCGUCGGGUACAUGGUGGGAAGGGUAGGGUGAGGGCACCUUGGCAGGAUAUGGACGGUGAUGACUGGAGUAUUCUGGGUGGAGUCAUGGGAAUCACUAAAGAGACACUCAAACAAAGAGCGGAAAUGCUUAGGAUCCACUCUCAAUCGAUACUUCAUCGCAAACUCAACAUCCCACCCGCUGCAGACCCAUCCCUCUACGUGAAACACUAUCGACCCCCGCCCGUCAUCUCUGUUCCCUCCGUCUACGCGCGCAAAGCCAGUCCACCACGGGUAUCUGUGGGCGGUGCGUCGAGCAAAGGCAAGGGGAAGAGCAAAGAUGUCGGAGCGAUCAUGGUGGAGGAUGAUGAAGUCAGUGAAGGGAGUGACUCGGGAUCCUCAGGCAGUGACGAUUCGGACGACUCUGGAUCAGACAACUCUGAUUCUGAUGCUCCUAUCGCUAUAUCGCCACCGCGACCUUCCAAUCAGCGCCGUCAUCUCCCAGGGGCGGAAGAGGGCGAGAUUAUUGAGAUACCUCAGAUCCGGCGUACGCUCGGGAGCGACGAGCCAUCAGAGGACGAUUUUGAGGUCAUCAUUGAUCCUCCUGAAGAGUCUCGCUAUGCCCUGUCCAAGACCAAGGAUAAGAGUAAUGGGUCUAGGGGCAAGAAAAUCGAUGCGUUCUCACAUCCCUUGCCUGCUCAGAGGGGCGAGGGUGAAGUAGACGAGGAGGAAGAAGAUUCUGAUGCGGAAGCCCUCCGUAAGAUCAUGGAGGGCAACGAUUCCGACAUCGACUUUGGCUCGGAGGAUGAGGUAGCUGGUGGGAAGGAUCUGAUGGGGGCUAUAGAAGUCUCUUCCGGAGACGAAGUGAGCAAAAAGCCGGAAGGGAAGAAGAGAAAAAAACCCAGGCACAAAAAAGUCAGGCAGCAAGAGCAGCUUCAGCAACAGCAGAAAGCGAGGAUGGACAAGCAGGCUUUCUGGGCUGCCAAGGGGCGCAUGGGCGCUGGUAGCCGUGGAGCGACGGCGGAGGAAUGGAGUGAUUGA